Anolis carolinensis (green anole) is the source of this 1884-nucleotide messenger RNA. It is a transcript of the gene tex38, whose product is annotated as testis expressed 38. The record is from RefSeq and is a predicted model, not a curated record. The transcript is spliced from 2 exons. NCBI's taxonomy places the organism in Eukaryota, Metazoa, Chordata, Lepidosauria, Squamata, Anolidae. Bases 476 to 994 code for a protein of 172 amino acids.
AGCUGUAUUGAUAGGCAGUAAGUCAUUGAAGUCUUCUUUUAGAGAGAAGACUGUUUCAUAGAGUAUGGCCUGGGAAGUUUGUUUGCCACUUCCAGUUAUAUUCCAUGUGGGGCAGGAGGGAGGAUGCUCUGAGAGAAAAAACAAUGAAGUAAAAAAUAUCUGAUUAUUUAAAGUCAAACAUGAAAAGGCUUCUGCCCGGAUCCAUCCUUGUAUGCAAGAGAUUGCAAUCUGUGGUGAUGGCCUUAGACUGGAAAGGGCAGAAUGUGUUCUCCAGCUCUUCAGAGAGGUAGCCUAGCAGCCAUUAUCUCAUUGUAGGCUUUAGAAUGAUCAUCUCUUUGUCAUUCUGUUCUGAUGGUGUUAACCUGAAUCACCUACUCUUUCAAUUUAGUUUUCCUCUCUUAGGACAGGAGAGAAAGGUGGCCUAACCUAUGAACAUACUAAUUUGACUGAUUCCAAAGACUUUGAGUGAGACCAGAUGAUGAUUAUAUCCAAUGGAUUACUACCUGCCUAUUUUGGAAGUCUAGGAUUUUGUUACUUCCUAGUAUUUGGUUGCAUGCUAUUCUUUCAAUGGAGGAAACGAAUCCAUCAGAAACGACGUGCAAAAGCCUGGGUGAAGCAGCUGAAAGCAGAAACGUAUUUCCAGCGCGCAUUGUCUCACAGAAUGGAUAAGGAAGCCCUGCCUGGAUCUGAAGUGCAAUCCUACAAUCCUGCAACUCAUACUAUCCCAAAGCCACAUGGCAACAUCUUGUCCAGCGAGGCCACUACAGAUAACAUUGGCUGUUCCACCUCAUCCCUUCAAGAUUCAGACCCCUACAAACCAGUGUUUCAGGAAUUACCUUGUGCUUGUGCACUUCCUUACUUGCCGCCCCUCCUGGAACAUUCAGCAUCUUUUCCAUGCUCCAGUAUUCCAGUCAGUAGCACAUUUAGUUCGCCUCUGAAAUCAGCUGCGUUGAAAAAUGAGUCAUACAAUACUGGUAGCAGCAUCUCUGUCUAAGAGCAAAUUUAUUGGAUGGAUGAAGUUGAGAUCUGGAAAUGUUUUUUCUCUGCUUAACUGCGCAUCAUAUGAGUUAUAUACUGAAAAAAUAAAAUGUUUGUAAAGUGAACUUAUUGUAAGACAGAGAAAGAGCAAUAUUUUCAUUUAUGUCCAAAACAACAUUCUACCAAUAAAAAUCCAUUCUGAAUUUUUAAAAUAACAUCUACGCCUCAGUGUUUUAUUUAAAUUUGACAUUCACAAUGCAUGAUAGGUGCAAAACAUAUAUAUAUAUACAAUGUACAACUAAAGAGCUUUUCAUUCCUUAUGAAAAAUUAUCACAGGUCAAAAUGAAGAAUCAUUGCAAAUGAUAUUUUUUAAAAAUUCUUAAAUCCUGACAGUGUAUUAUUGUGCCAAGGACUGGAGAUACAACUGUAGUGCAGCUUCUUUUUAGACAACUAAAGAAGUUGCAGUUCUUUUUCUCAAGGUAUUUAUGCAGACUGAACGUCUGUAGAUAUCUUCUUACAGAGAAAGGUCCCUGUAUAGUUCCCUCAGUAUUUUUUAUAUUCAUAAAUGCAACAUAAUACUUUCAAGCAACAUCUUAAAGUUAUUUAAGAUCUUGCUCUUUCUAGCAGUGCCAAACUCCGACCUCUUAGUUUUCUAAUUAUUCAACCUUUUGAUAAAAUUGCCUUGCACAAACCUGUAUUCAAGCCUCGUUUUGUAAAAAUAGAACAUUUUCAUAUGUCUUACCACCAGAGAUAACAAGCAAACUCCAUUGUUAUUCUGUUGUCUCCUUGCCAAUUCUCAGCAAAUACACUCUCAACCUAGCUGGGAAUUCUUCAAUUGUGAAUGAUAGGAAGAACUCUGGUUUUCAUAAACUGACAUUUAAUUGGAAGCAUUGUAAUAUUUUUUUU